AUUACUUUAGGAAUCCAUUUACUAAUCAAACUCGACAACUCUUCUAUUGAGAGAGAGAUCAAUAAAGUGAGAAAAAAUGGAAUUCAUCCAAUUUUCUCAAGUUGCUAGCCUGUUAGGCAUGGUCACCAUUUUCUCUUUGUUAUGCAAAAUUUUAUAUUCUUGGUGGAUUCUGCCUAAGCUGACAUAUCGGAAGCUAAAGGCAAAUGGGUUUGAAGGACCAACACCAACUUUUCCUCUUGGAAAUAUUAAUGACGUGAAGAAGGAGCUAAUGAAGAUAGCUUCUGCUACUUCUUCCUCUGCUCUUUCUUCUUUAAGCAGUAUUAGUCACAAUAUUCAUUCGUUGGCAUUUCCUUACUUCGCUAGGUGGCAGAAAUUGCAUGGAAAAGUAUUUAUAUACUGGCUUGGAACAGAACCAUUUCUCUACAUUGCGGACCCUGAAUUCAUCAAGAAAAUGUCAGCGGGAGUAAUGGGGAAAAGUUGGGGAAAACCAACAGUGUUUAAGAGGGAUAGAAAGGCCAUGUUUGGAAAAGGACUUAUUAUGGUUGAAGGAGAUGAAUGGGUCAGACAUAGACAUGUUAUUACUCCUGCUUUUACCACAGCCAACGUGAAGGGCAUGGUAAGUUUAAUGGCGGAUUCCGCCACACAUAUGCUAGACCGGUGGGCUGCACUCGUCAACUCCGGGAACCCAGAAAUCGAUGCCGAGUCUGAAAUCAUAAGUACCGCUGGAGAAAUAAUUGCAAGGACAGGCUUUGGCAUCAGCUACGAAAAUGGAGAAAAAGUUUUUGAAAAAUUAAGAAGCAUGCAAGUCACACUAUUCAAGUCUACACGUUAUGUCGGGGUACCAUACGGUAACCAAAUCAUGUGUCCUAAAGAGACCAUGAAAGCCAAUAAUCUAGGCAAGGAGAUCGAUUUGCUACUAAUGUCCAUCAUUGAAAAUCGAAAAAAGAUGAACAAAGAUGUUGAUCGUGCAGAGCACAAUCUUUUGAGCCUUUUGCUGGCUGGUAAUGGGAGGACAUUGAGCACGAGGGAAAUGGUGGAUGAGUGUAAAACGUUUUUCUUUGGAGGACAUGAGACCACUGCGCUUGCACUCACGUGGACUUUGUUGCUGCUGGCACAGCAUCCACAGUGGCAAACUCAGCUCAGAGAGGAAAUCAAACAAGUGAUGAGUGAUGGUGAAAUAGAUCCCACUAAGCUUGCUAGUCUAAGGAAGAUGGGAUGGGUGAUGAAUGAAGUAUUAAGACUAUACUCUCCAGCACCAAAUGUACAAAGGCAAGCUAGAGAAGACAUUAAAGUGGAUGACCUAGUCAUUCCUAAAGGAACAAAUAUGUGGAUUGAUGUGGUGUCCAUGCAUCACGACAAGCAAUUUUGGGGUGAAGAUGCGGAUGAAUUCAAACCAGAAAGGUUUAAGGAUGACAUACAUGGUGGAUGCAAACACAAAAUGGGAUAUUUGCCCUUUGGUUUUGGAGGGAGAAUGUGCAUUGGUAGGAACUUGACUAUGAUGGAGUACAAGAUUGUCUUGUCAUUAAUCUUGACAAGGUUCUCCUUUUCCAUUUCACCUAACUAUAGACACUGUCCCUCUAUCAUGCUCUCUCUUAGGCCCUCCAAAGGAUUGCCUUUAAUACUCCAAUCACUCUAAAUUGGCAACGUAGAAUAAUGUUCCUCCUCAACGUUGUAAGGAACACUAGUACCUAGUUACGCUCUGAGAGGCAGCUAAAUCUGUCUGAAUUUUGUUUUUGUCCUCUGCUUUUUCCGCUUGGUUUUUUUCUUUUUGGGCAAAGAAUAUAAGUUUGGGCAGUUAAAAAACUCAGCGUAAUAAAUAAAUGAUUGUGC
This is a messenger RNA of Lycium barbarum (goji berry), 1830 nucleotides long. Its product is annotated as cytokinin hydroxylase-like. The record is from RefSeq and is a predicted model, not a curated record. Lineage: Eukaryota; Viridiplantae; Streptophyta; Magnoliopsida; Solanales; Solanaceae. The coding region runs from base 77 to 1636 and encodes 519 amino acids. Gene Ontology annotation, molecular function: oxidoreductase activity, acting on paired donors, with incorporation or reduction of molecular oxygen; monooxygenase activity; iron ion binding. The transcript is spliced from 4 exons.